Messenger RNA from Paralichthys olivaceus (Japanese flounder), 3054 nucleotides. It is a transcript of the gene kcnd2, whose product is annotated as potassium voltage-gated channel, Shal-related subfamily, member 2. The record is from RefSeq and is a predicted model, not a curated record. NCBI's taxonomy places the organism in Eukaryota, Metazoa, Chordata, Actinopteri, Pleuronectiformes, Paralichthyidae. Gene Ontology annotation, molecular function: A-type (transient outward) potassium channel activity; protein binding. Gene Ontology annotation, biological process: protein homooligomerization; potassium ion transmembrane transport. Gene Ontology annotation, cellular component: neuronal cell body; postsynaptic membrane; dendritic spine.
UCUCUCACCCUCCCUCCCUCUCUCUCUCCAGCAGCACCUGAGUGUGAUCACACCUCCUCAGUCUCCUCGUGUUUCCAGCUGAACAUCUUCUCCUGCUGAGGUUCAGUUCGGUUCGGUUCAGACCGGAUCGGUUCGGUAGCGGAACCGGAGCAUCGGCGGAGAGAACCCGCGAGUUGCAGCGGACACCGGGAUACUUCGGGGGGCAGAGCCGGGGACAGCGUGCCUGCAGCGGGUCUGUGGCAGCUCCGUGACCCGGUGCGGAUCCGGAUUAUCAGGAACUUGUUGCUGCAGGAUCCGGAUUCUACCUGAGACCCGGACCUGAAGUGAUUGAGAAUCCGGACUCUCACCACAUGUGGAUCUGUUUGUUUUACGCUGAUUCUUGAACCUCUUCUCUGGUUUUACGCAUCGAUUUCGUGCGUAAAGUUGAUUUUCUCCCGGAAGAACUCGUGCUUUAGCUCCAUCUGUUUUCCGGUUCUGCGUCUCCUCUCCCCCUGGAUGUGCUGCCGGUGCUCCGGUGCUCUCUGACCCCCGGGACCUCCGCAGACCUCCAGCCGCAGCAUGGCAGCGGGAGUCGCAGCGUGGCUGCCUUUCGCUCGCGCGGCGGCCAUCGGCUGGAUGCCGGUGGCGAGCGCACCGAUGCCGGUGCCGCCGCAGGAGAAGCGGCGCGGACGGGACGGACUCAUCGUCUUGAACUUGAGCGGAACAAAGUUCCAGACGUGGCGGGACACGCUGGAGCGGUACCCCGACACACUGCUGGGCUCCACCGAGAGAGACUUCUUCUUCCACGAGGAGAGCAACGAGUUCUUCUUCGACCGGGACCCGGACAUUUUCCGCCACAUCCUCAACUUCUACCGCACCGGGAAGCUGCACUUCCCGCGGCAGGAGUGCAUCUCCGCGUACGACGAGGAGCUGGCGUUCUUCGGCAUCAUCCCGGAGAUCAUCGGUGACUGCUGCUACGAGGAGUACAAGGACCGGCGGCGGGAGAACCAGGAGCGGAUCCAGGACGACGAGGAGAUGGAGCAGAGCCACGAGCUCGUGCCCGCGGACCUGAGCUUCAGAGAGACCAUUUGGCGCGCAUUCGAGAACCCGCACACCUCCACCAUUGCGCUGGUCCUCUACUACGUCACCGGCUUCUUCAUCGCGGUGUCGGUGAUGGCCAACGUGGCGGAGACGGUUCCGUGCGGCGCGGCACCGAACCGCUUCAAGCAGGAGUCGUGCGGUGAGCGGUACGCGCUCGCGUUCUUCUGCCUGGACACCGCGUGCGUCAUGAUCUUCACGGUGGAGUACCUGCUGCGCCUCCUGGCGGCGCCGAGCCGCUACAAGUUUGUAAAGAGCGUGAUGAGCGUCAUCGACGUGGUGGCCAUCAUGCCGUACUACAUCGGCCUCGUCAUGACGGACAACGAGGACGUGAGCGGCGCCUUCGUCACGCUGCGCGUCUUCCGGGUGUUUCGGAUCUUUAAGUUCUCGCGACACUCUGCGGGACUUCGCAUCCUGGGCUACACGCUGAAGAGCUGCGCGUCAGAGCUCGGCUUCCUGCUCUUCUCCCUCACCAUGGCCAUCAUCAUCUUCGCCACCGUCAUGUUCUACGCAGAGAAAGGAUCCAGCGGCAGCAAGUUCACGAGCAUCCCUGCAGCCUUCUGGUACACCAUCGUCACCAUGACAACGCUAGGGUACGGCGACAUGGUUCCGAAGACGAUCAUGGGGAAGAUCGUCGGUUCCGUCUGCUCUCUGAGUGGAGUUCUGGUCAUUGCGCUGCCCGUCCCCGUCAUUGUCUCCAACUUCAGCAGAAUCUACCACCAGAGUCAGAGAGCGGAGAAGAGACGGGCUCAGAAGGCGUCCAAGGAGGCGGGACAAGCGCUGGUGUGCAAGAUCAACCCAAACUACGAAGUUCACCAACAUCACCUGCAGCAGUGUCUGGAACACACCACAAACCACAAGGUUGUGGACGAGAAGACGAUGGAGGAGAGCUGCAGGGAGGUGACGCUGGUGAAGCCGGUUUCUCGUUCCUCCUCCAUCUCGUCUUCACCUCGCGGCCUCACGUCCUGCUGCGCCCGCAGGAAGAGGAAGACCUUCACCGUCCCAAACUCCAACAUGUCUGUGGGUCUGCAGAGCAGCGUCCAGGAGCUGAGCACCAUCCAGAUCAGAGAGAGGCCGAGUGUUGUCAGUCGUUCCAGUCUGAACGCAGAUUUCGAGGAGACGGUUCCUUUGAACUGCGGCCGGCCGCACAUCACCGCCGCCGUCAUCGGCGUGCCAGCACCUCCUGGCACCAUGCCUGGAGGCGACGGACCAACUGCCUCGAUCAACUCCUCCCAGGCCAACAUUGUCCGGGUGUCAGCGCUCUAGAUAACUCCGCCUCCCCUCCAACAUGGAAAAACGAUCCAGCCAGCAGAAGGACGACGGGCUGAGUCGGGGGUCGACGGCCUCGGAACCACAACAGACUCAGACGACAGGUUUGGUGUCCACACUGGAAGUGACGGGUUAGCUCAAUGUUAUCCAUGCAGAGGGAAACGUGAAACUGAAAGCACUCGGCGGACUCCGCCUCCGAUCACACAUUUGAGGACGGAGUGUUUCUCCAGCUGUGCAACAUCACAGAGGAGGAAUCGUAGCACAGCUGAUAAAUUGUUUCUUUUUAAAAUCGUUAUCGUCGUUAUUUUCUACUCAAAGAAACUUGAUUCUAGUGUAGAGACUUAGUUUGAGACAGUUUAAAGGAGACGACAGACAUUAUAGGAAGUUCACUGUUAGCCGUGUGUCAGCUAGCAUAGCACAAAGAAACUGCAAGCCUAGCCUCGCUCAACAAUUCAAAGCUAAUAACAAAGUCAGUCUUUUCAUUUGUUGUCAUGGUCACGAUGAUGAUUUUAACAGGUCAAGUCAGAAUUUUGUGUGUUUUGUGUUUCAUGUUUUCGUGAUUCAUCUGUUUCAGUCUCAGGUGAACAUACGACGCGUGAAAAAUACCUUCAGACAGGAAGUCAACAUGUUGUACGGCCUUGAAAACUGGAUUUAUUCUAUUAUUAUAAUAAUACAUACAUAACAUUUUAAAUUACGUUUAAAACAUGU